Messenger RNA from Sordaria macrospora k-hell, 624 nucleotides. RefSeq lists its product as uncharacterized. Lineage: Eukaryota; Fungi; Ascomycota; Sordariomycetes; Sordariales; Sordariaceae. The record is from RefSeq and is a predicted model, not a curated record.
AUGGGUGACGACUCGAAGACCGUCGAAGUCUCGCCAACGGGUGACAUCAUUCUCGUCGUCGGCUCUCCUGACGAGAAACAACUACGCCUCAGGGUUUUGUCCAUAAUUCUUCGAUCGGCCUCCAAAGUCUUCGACCGCAUGUUCUCGCCCGGCUGGAUCGAAAGCAGCCGCACAUUUUCGCCCGAAUCUCCGAUAAACAUUGAUCUCCCCGAGGAUGACCCCGACUCAAUGAAAACCAUUUGCUACGCGCUCCACCACCGUAACGACAUGAUCCCCUUUGCUGAUAUGGAUGGAAAACAUAUCCUCCAGGCUGUUCGUGUUAUUGACAAGUACGACAUGGGAACCGCAAUGCAAUUGGUUACCGAAAGGUGGUUUCGACAGGUGACAUUUCACCGAAGCUCAACCGACCUGAUGUAUCUCGUUGCAGCUGCGGAGUUGUUGAAGAGAAACGAAUUCUUCCCGAAGCUUACUUGGCUGGUCAUGAUCAGCCACACCGGCAGUUAUCUUAGUUUCUACGGGGACAACCUGCUUAUGGAAACGCUACCUCCGGCGCUGUUGAGUAUGUAUAGUUCUGAGAACAUCCCUCAAAGACACUCUGGGAAGAGUAUUGGAUUCCUCUACUAA